Molecule: messenger RNA, 2315 nt
Organism: Maniola jurtina (meadow brown)
Lineage: Eukaryota; Metazoa; Arthropoda; Insecta; Lepidoptera; Nymphalidae
Gene: Sting
Product: stimulator of interferon genes protein
Exons: 7
Coding region: 210-1232 (340 amino acids)
Biological process (GO): positive regulation of macroautophagy; reticulophagy; innate immune response
Cellular component (GO): autophagosome; endoplasmic reticulum membrane
Molecular function (GO): 2',3'-cyclic GMP-AMP binding; cyclic-di-GMP binding
Source: RefSeq, a predicted model, not a curated record
AUAAACAAACUCUGUAUUUUAUUUGGGACCCAGUGGUCCAUUACUUUGAUAUAUGGAAAAAUUUCCUUUCGCCUCCCCAUUCGAGGGUAAGAUCUGCAUUGCUUUUUGGUUUCCUGACAUUCUUAUAAACAAAGAUAUCUUUAUUAUAAUGAACGUCACACAGCUAGUCAGUUAGUUAUUAGUUACAGUAGUUUGUUUGGUUCGCGAGUAUGGUUGACGUUUUAGUUUCUGAGCACUUUGGGUGGUGGUUGGGGUUGAUAAUGGUAAUACGAGCAAUAUGCUUUAUGAUUCUAGGGUCACAGAACUUAAAUUUUGAGAAUACGGAAAAAUGGGCUGUGGUUCUUGCUCGCUACAUAGUCUACAUGCUAAUCAUAAAAGGCAUCCACGAGGGAUGCUCGCUAGCCGUCAGCUCGGUAGAGGCGCCAGAGGAGCUCAAGGCAGCGUGGCGGCGCUGCAAGCUGUACGUGCUGCUCCUGGCGGCCCCACUCGCGUGUCUGCUGUACUAUCGACAGAGCGUGCUGCGCGAUGACUUCAUGUUUAUGUUUGUUGCACACCUGCUCACUAAACUCUCAGAAAUGGAGCAACCGUACUCCAUCAUCAACUACGGCACGGGAAUGGCGUAUAGUUUCUACGAGGGAUACUUGGCGCACAUUAUGCCCAGCGAUGGGACUGAGAAAUUUGUGGGCUUCCAGGAGAACAUCAACAUCUUCGAAGCUAACCAGGGCGUGGUGUUCCCGGUCAAGAGACUGUUCCUGGUCAUCACCAAGUCGCUGUACUGUCCCCCGGACUUGAAGCACUUCAACAAGACCAACCCCGACCUGCCAUACUUGGAGGCGUGCCAGGUUAGUGAGCAGUCGCUAAAGGAGGUGGAGAAGGAUGUGGCGGGCGUCAAAAACCGCACCUACCGCAACUCUGCCUACGCCAUCUACCGCAAACACAAGCGCCCCGUGUACCUCGCGGCCGAGUGUGCGACGCCUCUACACACGCUAUACAGGGUGCUUCAGAAGAAGACCGUUUAUGAAGAGUUGGCCGACGUGGAGCCGGCAGAGUUGGUUCACGACUUCUGCACCACGCUGCGCUCCAUCGUCCAGAAGAACCCCGAGAGUCGCGACAAAUGCGAACUCGUAUUUUACGAUGAUCUUGACAAAAAUCAAAAUUUGGCUGACGUACUGUUAGACAAAAUACGGGAGUUGGAGCCCGAUUUUGAAAAUAUGAUCAUGAAGAGGGAAUGACAAAUUUUACUUUUUUUGUUAGUUUUUAGUUUUAAGCCAACUAUUUUUAUAGUUAUUUCAUAUUUUGAUUUCUAUAGAGAUUGAUCUAUUUUUUUUUUAUGUUACUGUGUUGUACUCUAUAACUUAACUAAAUAUAAAGUGGACUAAAAUUAGUGCAAUCCUUUUCAUAACAUAAAGGAUAGCUUGAUAAUAAUUAGUUCUUUUAAUUAUUUAGUUAUGGUUUUGGUAAAAAAAUUUGUAUAUCAAAAUGACAGUAAUAUUUUUUAUAGUAAUUGUUUAGUUUUUUCUGUUUCUGUUUUUUAUAUUUUUUGAAGCGAAGCUUCUUAGCGACUUCUUAUUUUACUUGACUUCUUCAUAUUGAUUUACCUUGGAUGAAUUAAAUUCGUCCAAGUAAUUGACAGACUGGACUGAAUGGGAUGGGAUUGGACUAAACCGAUCCGGUCCGAUCUAAAUUACUUUCACCGAAAAUUCCGUAGAAGCUUCGCUUCUGUCAGGCAUCCGUCGACGCGACGAUGCCUGAUUUUUUUAAAUACUUAAUGACAUUUUGAAUCGUGAUAUCAUGCAACGUCAUAAAAUGGCGUUUAUAUUUGUGUUAUUUUUAAGUAAAAAGUUUAAAGCCUAAACAUCAUCUGCUGUAAUCGCAGAUGUAGUAGCUCUGUAAUGUGCGAGAAACAUUAUAGCUUUGAAAUAUGUGACAGACAGUGCUAUUUUAAAAUAUGUGACUAAAAAAUAUGUGUGAAAUAAGUGAAUAAGGCUGCAUCAUCACUUACCACCAGGUGAGAUUGCAGUCAAGGGCUUACUUGUAUCUGAAUAAAACAAAAUAAAAUUUGGGUGUGAUUGAAUUCAAGCCCAUGCCUAUAUUUGUGUUUCUUUGGGUGUGUUUUACUUUUUCUAAAAUAAGAUAAAUAUUGGUGCUGAAUCGGAGCGCAAGUAAAUUUUAGAGUAUUCGCUUCUUUUUCUUACCAAUAUAAUAAGAAAAGGACAGACAAGCCUUAUUUAGUUUAAGACCUCUCAAGUUGCGAGCUUGUUUGUAGAGAACACUAAUUGGAAUUUUUAAAUUUAAAAUUCAUUUUCCGUUCUUCU